AAGAGCGCGUAGGACAGGAUUUGGAGGCCCAGCAGUCAGUUCCCUCUACCAAGAAGAAAUGAUCAGGGAAGAAGACAAGAACAUAUUUGACUACUGCAGAGAGAACAACAUAGAACACAUUACCACGGCUAUCAGUUCCAAGGAAGUGGAUGUCAACGCAAAAGAUGAAGAGGGAUGGAAUUUGCUGUACUGGGCCUGUGACAGAGGACACAAAGACCUGGUGUCUGUGUUACUGCAAAACAGUGCUGGCAUUAACAGUCAGGAUGACGAGGGCCAGACAGCGCUACACUAUGCGUCUGCGUGUGAGUUUGCUGACAUAGUGGAACUGCUUCUAAAGGCUGGGGCAGACCCUUCCAUGAAAGACCAGGAGGUCACUGAAUCCAGCACCAUCUCCUCACUGCUGCGCCAGUACACCGCCCCCAAGGGCUAGGCCCAGCUUCGCCAUCCCCUCCCCUCCAGCCUGUGCCCACCCCACCCUAGACCUAGCAUCCAGCUCUCUCAGUAAUGGUCAUCCCACUCUGAAAGUGCAACCCACCACUUCAUCAUCUCUCAUGUCCCAUUCCAAGGAAUGCAUCCAUCAUCAUCGAGUUUCUCUCUGACUUUUUCAGACCACCUCCUUUGAUGACACGACAGUCAUGUUUGCA
This is a messenger RNA of Salvelinus namaycush (lake trout), 644 nucleotides long. Its product is annotated as acyl-CoA-binding domain-containing protein 6-like. The record is from RefSeq and is a predicted model, not a curated record. Bases 59 to 430 code for a protein of 123 amino acids. Lineage: Eukaryota; Metazoa; Chordata; Actinopteri; Salmoniformes; Salmonidae. Gene Ontology annotation, molecular function: fatty-acyl-CoA binding; protein binding. The transcript is spliced from 5 exons.